GCUUUCGUGACGAUCGGACGUGUGUGCGCGCUUUUUACUAAACACGAAACUGAAAAAUUCGUAACAGCAGAAUUGAAUAAAAGCGUUUGAUAAAGUGUGUUUAAUUAUCUAAGCGUAAAUGCAGUUAACAUUUUGACAUCAAGGCAAGCAGAACAGAGCAACAACAAAUAAAUCGAAAUAAAAACAAAAGGAAUAAUAAUAAUUUGAUUUGUGUUCUAAUCAAAGCGCGCGUGAUUUUGUUUAGCACAGUGCAAAGAGUAAAACGAAACUCUCCCCUCACGUUCUGGCCGCUUCGCCUAGAACCGACCGCACAGCAAGUGUUAAAUGCAGCGGCAAAGGCGCUCAGCAGAGGAUAGAAGAAGAAUAAAAAAAGAAAAAGAGGAAGAGGAAGAGCGCUCAAGCCAGUAGCAAAUAACGGCAAAAGCGACAAGUGCACAAAACGUGACGACCGAAAAAUAUAAAAAAAAAAUAUACAAAAAAAGAAGCAACGCAAAUAAAUAUUCGCUCUUUUGUGUGUUGUGUUUGUUCUACAAUUAUUUUGUGCUACAUGUUUUGUGUUUCAUGUUAGAAUUAAGAGCAAAUAAAUGUGUAAAUGUGUGUGUAUGCUUCAAUAAAUAACCGACUACAACAAUAACAACAAAAGUACCAGUAACAACAGCAACAACAAAUUGUUUAAAUUUCAAGUUGAAUUACAAUAAAUUAUCAAUUAUUUUAUAUGUUGAGACGCACGGCUGCAGUUUUUUGGUUUGUUGCCUAAACAAUACCAACAAAAACAUUAACAACAACAACCACCAGCAGCAACAAUGACGGAACUCCAAUUGGACAACAGCCUGACAGGCGACGUCGAAGACGCUGACGCCACUGUCGUCAAGGCCAUAACAACAGCAACAGCUACAACAAAAACAACAACAACCACAGCAGCAACAACAACGCCGAAGGCCACGGUCAAACGUCGACAGUUUGCCGAAGGGGAGACCGAGGAGGGUUUUCUCUCCACAUCGCCGGACAGCGCAAAUGGGGAUGCACACGCACACACGCGCACGCACCACUCACACACACACACGCAGCCACGCGAGCUGCAGCAGAGCGGCGGCGACAGCAACGUCAACUCCGAGCCCCUUGCUACCCGCCAGCUGCUGCUGCAGGCGUUCCAUCAGUGCAACUGCGCGGACCAGUGCGUCUCCCUGAACAACAUACUGGACUGCUUCAAGGCGCCCGUGUCCGAGGAUCAGGCCUGGGCGCUUAUCUAUCAGUUCUCAUCGCUCUACCUUAAAGUGGCCGCCCAGGCGCUGCACUGCAGCAGCGACGACUACGAGGCGCAGCUGCCCACGCGUUUCGAGCUGCAUCUGCACCGCGACGGCAGCGUCCAUUUCUCCGGCAAGGAGCGGCAGCCGCAGCAACAACUUAAUACGGAUCAGAAGCAGCCGUCGUCGCCGGCCUCGCUGCCGCAUGACGACAGCGCCAGCAGCAGCGGCGACAGCAGCGUCGUCAUUGGCCGAGCCUUUGACAAUAACAAUCCGCACACGCCGCUCGUCUCCUCGCACAGAAAGAUUAUAAGUGAACUGGCAGAAGUUGUUUAUGCCGCUUUAGAUUACAAUUUUCCAGAGGACGAAGAAUGCCAAAUGUCGCAGGAACUUGAAAAUCUGUUCCACUUUAUGACAGCAGAUGAAAACGACGAUGACUGCAUUGAUGAGGGCAUUGAGGAGGGGGAUAAGCGCUGGGAGGACGAGUCCGAGGAGGAGCGCAACAAUACCAAAGAACUGGAGCAUAUAAUCGAGACCUGUAGAAACCAUAUAAAGCCCGCAUUACCAGAGAACCAUUACAAAGCCGUUUGUCGCGCCUUAGUAACGGAAACAAUAGAGCUUCGAAUAUUUCUGCAACAAAUCCUAAACAAUGAUACCGAAAAACUAAUAAAGGCAUCAGAAACAUCUCAAAGCACGCAGUAUGAGCUAGCGAAGCUGGGCUUCAACGACUGGGCACGCUUCUGGGUGCAGGUUAUCGAUGAACUGCGACGCGGUGUUCGCCUGAAGAAGCGCAACUACGAGCGCACGCCCAUCGAAUACGAGCUGACGCCCUAUGAGAUACUUAUGGGCGAUAUACGCGCCAAAAAGUACCAAUUGCGCAAGGUGAUGGUCAACGGUGAUAUACCGCCGCGCGUGAAGAAGGAUGCCCACGCGAUGAUCUUGGAGUUCAUUAGGUCACGGCCGCCAUUAAAGAAGGCCUCGGAACGCCAACUGGGCCCACCAUUGAAAUGCACGCCCUCGCCCCGGGAGCAGCUGAUGGAGUCAAUUCGCCAGGGCAAGGAGCUUAAGCAAAUAACGCCGCCCGAGACGCCACCACUUAAGGAAAAAUUGCUUCCAAAUUCGACAAACGCGACGCUGUCGCGCUCCCGGCAGCGGCUCAUCAAAGUGGAUUUCUCAAAGUUGCAGGACGACGAGCAAAUCUUCGAUGACUCCAGCAUCAGCAGCGGCAACGCCUCCACAGCAGCUGCCGCCGCCCAUCUCGCCGAGCUGCAUCGUUAUUCCCAGCCCAAAAUGCCGCCAUAUCCAAUCGGCGGCUACAUAUUGGGCGGUCAGAUGAGGCACGAGUCGCCGGCCUUGCUGAUGCGACCGAGACGCACAAGUAAGAAAGCAAAGGAUCAGCCGCCGCCGCCGCAUCAGCAGCAAGCGCAGGACGAAUAUCGCAGAUUCUACGAUAAUGCCUUGGAAUCCUAUGACCUGGCUACACAGAGCGAGUCGCGACGCGCCUCCGCCCGCCGUCACACCAUCGUUGGCUGCCAGAGCAACCUGGACGAGACGCACUCGAUGCCGCCCACGCGUCCCGAGUCCCGUCAGUCGGAUGACGUCAGCAGCUCCUCGAAAGAGCCGUUGAAGAAGACACCUGAAGCGCCACAGUCACUGGAGCAGCAGCAGCAGCAGCAGCAGACACGUGGAAUGUCUGGAACUGGAGCUGACGAGACGGCGUCGCAUUCAACAUCCUCGCUUGGCCCAUGGAACAAGUCCUUUAUGGACAAACAGACCUGGAUGGAACGUGGUGAUGAUCGGCUGUCUGUCACGCUAGCAGAGAUCGUUCACAUACGUUCCGUCAUGACCAAGGCUGAGCUAGAGGGCCUGCCCAUGGAUGUGCGCGUCAAGGAGGAUGUUGAAAAGCGUCGUGUCUGCUUUCUCUGCCUGCGCACACGCUUCUCCUUCUUUGGGCCAUGGGGCAUCCAGUGCAAGCUGUGCCAGCGCACCGUCUGCGCCAAGUGCUAUACCAAGAUGCGCAUACCCUCGGAGCAUUUUCGCAAUGUGCCGCUGGUGCUGAUCUCACCCUCGCUGCUGUCCAGCCCGGCCAGCUCGAGCACGCCAUCGCCAUCGCACCAUGCCGCCCACCACGCGCACUCCUCAUCGACGGGCAACAUCAUGGACGAUCAGUUUCCCAAAUCGCUGAUCGAGCGCCUCCUGCGUUCCGAGUCAGAUCGCAAGACUCGCAGCACAGUGGGAAGUGCACCCUCAUCGCCCAAGCACCAAAGAUCAAACAUGAGUACGCCGGGCAUCAGUGUUGGCCCAGGCUCUGCGGCUGCAGCAGCCGCUGCCACUGGCCAAGCCGUGGAGGCGUUGCACGAUCAGGCAUCCAUGUCCGCCUCCUACUCCGGGGCCAUGCGGCCGUCGGGCGUGCAUCAGUACCAGCAAAAGCAGCAGCACUACAACAACGCCAUGUCCCGCAGCAUGGAGGGACCGCGCAGUCUGCCCGUGCACAGUCCGGCCCAUCGGCCACUGUCCAACAGCAGCACUCUGGAGCGCAAAUCCCGUUUCUCGCGCGGUUUUGCCCUCUUCUCCUCGGGCAGCCAUUUGGCGCAGACGCAACAGGAUCAGAAGGAGAAUCUGCGCGGCGAGCAGGUGACCGUUUGCAACGAUUGCCAGGGCCUGGUCAAUGAGAUCACCAGCUCCGUUAAACAAAAGCGCAGCUCGGCGCGUAAUCGGACGAUACAGAAUCUCACGCUGGAUCUGACGCCUGUCUGGAAAUAAAACUCGUUACCCAGAUGAAGGCAGCCAACAGCGCACUAUUAACUACAUAGCACACAUUAUAUAUAGCUAUAUAAAUUUACAUAUGCAUAUUUUGGAUGGACUGUUGUAUACAUAAGAUGGAGAGGAAGACAAAGAGAGAGAGAGAGAGUUUGAGUUGAAGCCAGCGCCUGGAUAUCGUUGUAAAUCGUUAGAUCGUGUUAGCCUAAUGAUAAGUAAAAAAUAACCCCUAGCAAAAAGAAGGCAACGCUGUAUAUUUCUUCUUCCGACUAGGAAAUAGCUUGAGCGCGCACCCCACCAUAUACACACACUCGUAGAUAGUCUACAGAUACUACAUAAACAUAUACAUACAUAUAUAUAUAUAUAUACAUAUAGAUAAAGACAAAGAAAAACGUGCGAAAUACGAUACGAUGACGUUGUUUGUAAUUGUUUAAUUUAUGUAUAAAUGUUGAUUAAGUCUCGUAUAACUCGUAUCUACAUAUGACAAAUGCACAGACCCUAACAAAACAGCCGAACAAUACAAUAUAUAUAUAACGAAACCACAUUAGCAGUUAUUCAAGUAUAUAUAGGUUAUCAUUAUUAUCAAAUCCAAAGCACUCUAUAGCUUAUGCCUUCGAUUGCGCAUGAGCCUUAACGAUUGAAUCCUUAAGUUGAAUAUAGACAAAGUUAAGGAACUACUGUUGUAAAUUAUCUGCUUGCACAGAUCCAUUUUGUUUGAUUUCCCUGUUGGAAAUGAAGAGAAAAUUCGUUUUGUUUUUCAUUUAAGUACCCACAACCUCCUUUCAAGCUGACUUUCGCUACUCUCAUAUUCUAUAUAAACCUAUAAAUAAAUUUAAAUUGUGACUAGUUUAAAGCUAAAUAUAAUUUUACACCUAAUUCCAAUUAGAUAAUAGUUUAACUACAAGAUGAAGAAAACAAAUUUUGAAAAUUUUAUGUUUCUUUUUUUUGCGUAUUGUAAUUUGUAAAUGCAUUUAAUAAUUGUAAUUUAUGAAGUUUAUAUUAAUUUUUUAUUGUUUUUAAGUUGAAUCAUAUGUAUGUAUAUUGAUAUUGCUAUCAUUUAACAAACACACACACACACAACACACAAGAAAAGAACGAAAAUACACAAACCAGCAAUAAAAAUAAAAACUACUAAAAAAA
Drosophila montana is the source of this 5144-nucleotide messenger RNA. It is a transcript of the gene spir, whose product is annotated as spire. The transcript is spliced from 17 exons. Gene Ontology annotation, molecular function: actin binding. The record is from RefSeq and is a predicted model, not a curated record. Gene Ontology annotation, cellular component: cytoplasmic vesicle membrane; cell cortex. NCBI's taxonomy places the organism in Eukaryota, Metazoa, Arthropoda, Insecta, Diptera, Drosophilidae. Gene Ontology annotation, biological process: polar body extrusion after meiotic divisions; actin filament network formation; intracellular transport. The coding region runs from base 804 to 4007 and encodes 1067 amino acids.